Quercus robur (English oak) is the source of this 868-nucleotide messenger RNA. RefSeq lists its product as uncharacterized. The record is from RefSeq and is a predicted model, not a curated record. NCBI's taxonomy places the organism in Eukaryota, Viridiplantae, Streptophyta, Magnoliopsida, Fagales, Fagaceae. The transcript has 5 exons. Bases 174 to 818 code for a protein of 214 amino acids.
ACAGGCACGUUCUUGCCAAUAUGUAUUUCAUAGUUCAAAGAUCAAACCUCUUACCUCUUUCAAGUGUUCGUCUUGAUUGAAAACCUGUCAGUUAUUAACACAAACUUGUAGAUUAGAUUGAUUAUCAAAGCAGCUAGCACUUGUUGUGAAGAGUUAUACAAAGCAGGUUCUUUAUGUCUGCAUCAAAGCAGCUAGCACUUAUUGGUACCUCUCACAGGUUCCAAUCUUUAAUCCCAAAUCCUUGUCGUCUUCUGCUUAUCUCAAAACGCAACGAAAAAAGGUCUUUUCUUGGUACUGAUCAGAGGUUAUACUUUCUCAAAAUUAGGCUGAGCCUGAGAGAGCUAGUUGUCAGCAAAAGAAAGAUGGAUGUGGCUGUCCAUUGCAGUGUCCAGCCAGUACCUCCAAUUCCAUCUAAUCCAGCUUCUCCUGGUCCACAGAGCAGGAAAGUUUGGAUUGUUGGACUGAUAGCAUCAGCAAUUCUACCCUUCUUUGGGAUCAAAUUUGGGCCAUUACUCAAGCUAAAACAGGAAGUUGAUACUGUGGUGGACACGGCAGAAGAUGUGGCGGAGGUCGUAGAAAAGGUGGCGGAGGAAAUGGAGAUGGUAGCUGAAGAAAUUGCAGAGCACCUUCCAGCAGGAGGAAAACUUAAAGUUGUUGCAACAUUUAUUGAAAAUGUAGCAGAAACAACAGCCAAGGAUGCCCAGCUGGUAGAAGAUGCCAUUGACAAGUUUCGAGCAAUGGAGAAGGAUGCGGAAUCAUUCAUUACUGUCAUUGAUCAAGCCAAGAAGACAUCUAAAGAAGAAAAUAACCUAAAUUAGACUUGGUGAAAUACAAUUCUAGGGCAGGCCAUUUGGGCCUUGACUUGUAA